Molecule: messenger RNA, 3214 nt
Organism: Pelagomonas calceolata
Lineage: Eukaryota; Pelagophyceae; Pelagomonadales; Pelagomonadaceae
Source: the annotation of a GenBank genome assembly
CAAAAAGCCUAAAACAGCACCGCUACUGCUCGCAGAGCUCACAAUUUAUCGUUCUUACAGACGCUACACACCACAGAGAACGCGGUGCAUCGGUGCGGCCCAGCUCUUACAGCUCCAGGACGCAACAAGCACCGCUCGCCGCCAAGCACCAUGGUUGUCUCCGGCGUAAAAGAGCGCACGCCUUCGACAAGAAGCAGCGCGCCGCCGCGCCCGCCCCCAGGCGGCGGAGGCUUCCCGACGCGGCGCUGGACGCCGACGCCGCGCGCCGAGAAGCCGCCGCCGCCCGCGAGUGCGCGUCCAAUCAAGCCGACGGACGACGCGGGCCGCAAGGUCGCCGCCAUGUCGCCGGAUGAAGUAAGAGACGCGCUCGACGACGUGCGCGCGACGCUGAGCCCGGCGAACGUCGAGUUUCUGCGGAAGCGCGGCGCCGCGAAGCUCCAACGACCGCGGCUGCCGCCGGCCCCGAAGCCGCGGCCCCUGCCGCCGGGCACCAUGCCCACGAACGACGCCGAGCUCGCGGCCGCCUGCGCGGCGCUGCCGCCGACCGAACGCGCCAAGCUUGACUGGACGGCCGAGGCCGACGACGACGACGCCGCGAAGAGCGCCUCGGCGCUCAGCGAGGCCUUCGUGGCCGCUCAAAAAGAUUUGACCGUGACGCAGCGGCGCGCGGCCUUCUCCACCUUGGUGAGGGAGGUCGUCCUCGAGGGCGCCAUGACUUUUGCAGAUGCGCCUCUUCGAUUGCUCGAGGCGCUGGCGCGCGGUCUGGCGGACAAGGGGAAGUACAAGCGGGAGAACGGCCGCGACGCCGUGUCAGGAUUGAUCACGUUGUUAAGGCGGUCGCCGGACUACGUUCCUUCAACCAAGGACGACGCGCGGGCCUUCGCUGGACAUGCCUGGGACGCCGCGGCCGUCCAGGGCCUGAUCCAGCAGGGGACGAGCGACGCGCUCGCGGUCGUCGCGCGGGCCGCGCUGAUGUCGGAACCGGCGGCGGCGAAGUUGGUCGACGGGGGCGCCUCGGCGGCAGCCGUCCGGGCCUGCGUUGGUGGCGACGCGAACGGCGCGCUGGCCGCGGCGGCGCUCGUCGAGCGCGGCGCGCCCGUGAGCGACGCGCGGGCCGCCAUGGCGGCGUGUGUGUCGCACGAGGUCGACGCCUGGGCCCUCGCGGCCGCGACGCUCGCCGCGGCCUUCGCGCGGCGCGCCCCGGCGGACGGCGAGUGGCCCGCCGCGCGCGUCGCGGCGCGGGCCGCGGCCGCGUCAAAUGCCGCGCCCGCGGGCCUCGUCGCGGCCGCGCUCCUGCGCAAGUGUUGUAGGGGAGGCACGGUGGCCGAGGCCGACGCCGCGGACGUUUUGAUGGAGCGUCUCGCGGCCUGCGACGAUCCUACGACCUUGACGGCCUUCUGCCGCGCGGCACACGCGUCGGCGGCCGCGCGGAGCGACUACGCGCGGGCCCUCGCGGCGUUGGCGCGAGGUACCGGGGCGCUGGCGCCGGUUCUAGAAAGGUGCGAGGCCGGAGCCGCCGACGACGACGACUGGGCCGCGGCGCGCGCGGCCUGCGCGCUCGCGGCGGCGGCGGCGGCGCGCCUGCCUCAAAAGACGGCGGCCGCGCUGGGCAACGCGCGCGCGGCGUUCGCGGCGACCGCGCGCGCGUCCGAGCGGCGCGCCUGCCGCGACGCCGUCGCGGCCUUCUACGACGACGCGACCGACGCCCCGGCCAAGCAAAGCGAGGCCGACGACGACGUCCUCGUUGACGACGCGGCCGACGACCGCCGGGGCGCCUUCCACGCGGCUCACUGCGUCCCCGGUCUGUGUGGAAAUCAAGAGAUUGCCACGCCAUCGAACAGGUGUCGCGUUGAUGGCGUGGGGCGUCCGAAAUUUGAUUUCCACACAGGUCCUGGCGCGCCGGUUACGCGAGGCGGACGCGGUCUCAUUUGCAUUGAUGGCGCCGUGCGCCUGCCGGCAGGCGCGCUACGCGGAGCGUUGCGUUGCUGAGAGUGAGCAGGAGGAUCCGGGCCUGCAGAACCGCUGCGCGGCCGCGCUGCGCGGCGGCGCUCUGCCUUUUCCCCCGGCCUGGGCCCUCGCCGCGAGCGAUGCCGCGCCCCCGGCGAGCUAUGUCGCCGCCUGUGUGGAAAUCAAAAUUUUACGGCGCGUUACGCCAUCGACGCGACGCCUGCUCGAUGGCGUGGCGAUGCCGGUUCCUCACCGCUCGACCGAGCCAGGACGGCCGCUUCAUCGCCGAAAAAUGACUUGGUGAAGAAUUGUCGGGUGCACUCGACGCACUGGUUGAUUUCCACACAGGUCGCCGCGGUCCCGCGCGGCGCACUACUCGCCCACGCACUGCGCCGCGCUGCGCGUCCCUCCGUGGACGUGGAAUCCUUGCUCACGGACACUGUGGCUCGUCUGAUAGAUGAAGACGUCGUAGAGGGCGCCGCCUUUCUCCAUGAGUGGGUCCAGGGCGAGGCCACCAAGUCGCCGGCAGUGCACAAAUCAAAAUGUCGCGACGCGUCUCCACAUUCAUUUGCGCACAGGUCGCCGGAGAGCAGGCGUGACGCCGCGUUCGGUGCUACCAUCGAGCGCCUCAACGGUUUGGUAUUGGCGGAGUUUCCCGCCUCCACAAAGUCGGCGCGCCUCGCGCUGGGCCUGCUCCUCCAACCAAUAUUCCCGCCGGGCGUGCGUGCGGCCGUGUGGCGCGUAUGCGGCCUAGCAGGCACGGCAGCGCACCUUCGCGUAGACGUCGAAGCGUGCGCCUGCUCCGCCGAGGACGCGGAGCUGCUCGUGGACGACGUGCUGUUGUGUUUGAAGCACGAUCCACCGGCCGACGCGCCCUGUGUGCUACUGGCGAAGCAACACCUCGCCGCCUUCCUGCGCGCCGCGCCCGAGGGAUCCUUCGCGCGGGAAAGCCGCGCGGAGCUUCUCCGGGACAGUGGGGCUGGAUGGGCUGUGCGACGUGAUUGAUGAUGAGGAGCCUUUGAAAUGGUCCUUGGACGUCGACCCUUGACGCCUCAAGCGGCGAUCCCGUUCAUCACGUCCCACCUCCAAAGCGACGACAAGGGCCUGCGGCCAGCGGUCUACGACGCGUGCGCCGAGGUCGUGAAGGAGUCCCGGGAGGAAGUAGAUAUUUUGCCAUUAUUUAUUACUCACAACACUAAAGUUAGUCUGCGAAUUGAAGCGUGCCACCCACAGGCGCGUCGCGUUGCCGGACGAGGCGUGGCCGACU